Messenger RNA from Carica papaya (papaya), 1778 nucleotides. The record is from RefSeq and is a predicted model, not a curated record. Lineage: Eukaryota; Viridiplantae; Streptophyta; Magnoliopsida; Brassicales; Caricaceae.
GUUAGUUGCUCUUCGCUAUAACUUUGUUGCCACUUUCGCCAACCUACCUUCCCUGCCUGCUUACCACCUCUCUCCAUCUCUCCCUCCCUGUCCGCGUCUGUGACAAUGCUUGGAGCUCACUCAUGCCUCCGCACAGUAUCAGGCUAUAGCAUUUUGUCGGAUCAGAGAAAUGCGACUCCCUCGUCUUCAAUCGUCAGUCUUUCCUCUUCCUCAUCGUUUCAAUACAUGUCGAUUCGGUUAUGCCUAACCACAAAACGAUGUCGUAUCCCGAAACCGAUCUCCAUUUCUUGCAGUUCCUCUCACGGAAGCUUUGAUGCCCGAUCCAAUGCUGACGGUGAUUCCCACCCUGACUAUCUUCAAGCUUCCCUCCUUGUUUCAGAGACCAUCUUGCACUACCGCAUGAGACAACAAGGGUUUCAAGAUGAAAUCAAAUGGCAAUCUUCUCGGCACUUGCAUCCCAGUUCUGUCCUGACAAAGGCAUCAAAGCCUCAUUUCAGUCCGAUUGGGCUCAGUUUCUUUCGUCGGUUUCACAGUCCAACAAUUUUUUUGAAGAUUUCUUGUGAUGGUGACUUUCUACUCCCGAUUAUUGUGGGGGAAUUUGCUAUUGAAAAACUGGUAGAUUCCUUAUAUGGGGAUGAUAAUGGGGAUUGUCCAGACCAGUUCCAGUUCAUGAGCAACGUUGUGGACGAACUUGGAUAUAAAGUAUGGGAUACUUGUUUCUUUGCAUUAGACUUUAAUCGCCUGUUUUCGCAACAUGUAUGCAUGGUUAAUUAUCACUAUGUUUUGCAUUUCUCUUCCUCCUUUAUGCUGAAACCUAUUCUACUUUUCCAUAUUACAUGCAUUUUUCAGAUGAAUAGUUCCCAAAAGCUGCUGUUAUAUUUGGUUGCAAUUUGUUUCAUGCAGGCACCCAUAUAUGUAAAUAAAGAAAUUGUCUUGGCUGAUGCUAUUAGAAUCAGUCAUGGAAUGGGCACAUUGCAGAGUACAAAGUCUGUCUAUGAUGUUACUCUUGACAGCGCUGCAGAUGGUCCAGACUUGCUAACUGAGGAACUUAAUCUGGUGAGAAACAUGAAUUUAGCUGUCAAAGAGGAAAGGUACAAUGAUGCAGCAUCGUUGAAAGAGAAAUUAGUGAAGCUUCGCAAGUCAAUGCAUGAGAAUUAGCAAUUUCAAAGCAACAUCCGCCUGCAUAUGUUUAUUAUCCGAAAGUGGGAAGUAUCCACAAUGUUUGCUUCUGGAUAAGUUGGUGUCUUCCCAGUCUAUGGAAGUAAGUCCAGUUAUCUGAUUGGAGGUGACAAAAUGGACAACCAGUAUAAUUAAACCUAGAAGCAUCGGGCAUAGCAGUUAUAUAGGUUUGCUGUUGUUCAGAGGUCUAACAUAGGAGGAGGGGUGCAUAGUCAAGAAUGAUAGGAAAUCAUAGGUACACGUUCCACCAACAUAGGACUUUCCGUUGCCAGGCUGUAAAUCUGGGCAAGGGAUUUGGUUGAAUUGUUGUCAACCACAAAGGAUGUUUUCCUUGACAUGGUGAUGUUGAUAUUAGAGAACCAAAACCGUAAUCCCAGUUAUACUCCUGUGGACAGCUUACAGAUUUGUAUGUAUUCUUAAAUAUGUUGAUGUACAGCAAGAAAAUGCGUUGGCCUGAGCUUCUAGUUUUCACUUGAGGGACACUGAGGUCACAGUAGAGAGAAUGUGAUUUUUGAUGGAAUAUGAUAACAAGACUCUAUUACCGUGUACUUGUGACAAAACAAUGUUACCCAGAAAGUGAAAUUUGAUUUACAUUGAAA